ACCAAGUGUCAGUUUUACAAUCGUUGUCAUUAAUAGAAAACGUCCAAAUGUGCGUACCAUACGGCAAUGAGAUUUCUUUUCGAUUGAUCACGUGACAAAGACCUUUAUAAAUUUAAACGUUUUCUUAUGACAUGAGCGGUUGUCAAAUAUUACUUGGUACGAGAGGCUUGUGUGCGGCAUGCCUAAACUGCUAGAUACUUUAAAUGAAGACAUGAAUGUUCUCAGUUAUUAACUUAAGGUGGGUGAGAGCUUUUGAAUGUCAAAAGUUUUUAUUAAAGAAACUUAAUAGAGUAUAAAGAUAAAUAUAUAAAAAGAAAAGGCGAGAAAGACUUGUUAAGUACUAAAAAAUAGAGGCUCGUAGAGAAAGAGGACGGCCAAGAACAGAGUAAGUCAAUUCGAAAAUAUUAUUAAAAUAUCGAAAAUAAAAUGUAUUUCCUUUCAAUUUCUUACCUUCUUUAUAAAAAUCUAAAUUUCUAGAAUUGAAUAAAUACCUUCCAAGAAAACUGGAUGACUUAUUACGAAGGGCAAAUAUGGGGAAUAUCAAAUGGUCACUACUGGGAAAGUAUUGUCGUAAGUAAGUAUAUUGAAUGAUUAUGUUUUCCAAAUCUACAGAAGCUUUAGGUAUCAAUGGAGAUAUCUUAAUUUAUAAACAACAAUAAUUAUAGUUUUAACAACAAUAUAAACGUUUCACAGUUAGGUAAUCGUCUUCCGCCUUUAAUCUAUAAAUUAAAUAUUCACAUGUGUUUGGCUAAAGAAUUGAACCAAAGCCCCGAUUCCUACGGUAAAUGUGAUCAAUGAGAUGAAACAAUUACAAAACGAACAUUAUUGCAAAAUGGCGAGCCAUAAAUAUUAUACAUUAGUACCAUAAACAAAAAGUUCUUUGUUUAAAAUUUCGUUAUUCGGCUUUUCAAAUCACCGAACGCGCAGCGAAUUAGCAAUACCCACUUUGAAUGUGGAAAACAGAGGCAGAAUGUUUGCCGCCCAACGGCUGAACAGUUGCCGGUUAAAAAAAAAAGCGAUUUCAGGCGAAUGGCGCUUAGACGCAGGCGAUCCCGCCGCCCUCAGUGCCCAUCCGACCGCGGAGGGAAACGCACGUCUCGAUUUCCGGCGCUCCGAACCACGAGACACAUCGCGGCAGAAAAAAUCGUCAAAUUUUCAACGUAAAGUUUACACUCCUUGUGUAUGAACAUAUAAUUUUUCAUGACUUUAAAUUUGUUUAUUUCGUGAACAUUUGGUUUCAAUGUAUAGUGAUUUAUUACAAUAGUGCGUGUACUGUGAGAGACUGCUAUAAAAGCGGGGAAAAGCUGUUAGCUGUCAGCUGUCAGAAACGUUAAGAUGGAAGCGAAAGUGAAGGAAGAGGUCGCUGACAAGGAUUACACGCCGCCGACAUCCACCGAGAGGCGGAAAUCAACCACAGUCCCGAAGGAGCACCGCUCCCCUGAGCAGGAGGAGGCGCGCUCGUCACCCACGCCGGGGCCGCCCAGCCCGCAGCCAAACGGCACUGCAGCAGCCCUUUCCUCCACGGAGUCCCUCUCCCCCCCGCUGGCGGAGGGCUCCCGCUCGGCUCCCGCGCUGCAGCGCCUGCGCAGGUUCCUGUCAGCGCUGCAGCAGUUCGCCACGGAUGUGGGGGCUGACACAGGGGAGAGGGUGCGACAGCUCAUACACAACCUUGUGUCGGGCACGCUGAACAUCGAGGAGUUCCAGGCCGGAGUCCAGGAGUGCACCAACUACCCGCUGCGCGCGUCCGUGCCCGGCUUCCUGCGCGCGCUGCUGCCGCUCGCGCAGAGAGACCUGCACGCCAGGGCUAGGAGAGCUAAACAGACCCCGCUACAGUACAUCAGAUCACACGAGCACUUGAUCUUGGAGUCCGGAGGCGACAGUAGCGACAUCUUCGCGCCGCACGCGCCUGCCGCAGACACCGGAGUCAAACGGCGAGCCAGCGACCCGUUCUACGACGCUCAGACCAACGGCUCCCACGAGGAGUACCCGCCACAAGCCAAGCGCUCCAGCCUCUUUCUGAACCCGUCGCCCUUCCUAUACCCGUUGCCUAGCAACGCCAGCCUGUUUGAUUACGGACACCCCUACCAUCCCUACCAUGGAAACCAGGAAGGUGGCUUCGAGAGGAGAGAUGGGGGCAUAACAGUCCGCGACGUGUCAUCUAUGAACGCGUCAUUCUCUGAGCCGCGGGGGCUGCCCGCGCCCGCCGGCCUGCUGAAGACGGACGACGAGUGGAAGAACAUCAACACCAUGCUCAACUGCAUCCUCAGCAUGGUGGAGAAGACGAAGCGGGCGCUAGCUAUACUCCAGCAGAGAGGUGUAGAGCCCACAGAGAGUAAUGACAUAAAGCGCGCGGCGAGUGAGAUCUUGGCGGCCGCGGUGAGGCAGACGGAGGAGCGCGUCGCCGAGGUGCGGAGACGAGCGGAGGAUGCCGUCAACCAGGUGAAGCGGCAGGCGCUGCUGGAGCUGCAGCGCGCGGUGGGCGCGGCGGAGAGCAAGGCGCUGGAGCUGGUGGCGGCCGAGCGCGGCAAGCCCGAGCGCCGCCACUCGCCGCCGCCGGGCCGCGAGCUCAGCCCCAACGGUAGCUCACAGCAGAACUGUUGCUGGAACUGCGGGCGCAAGGCUCAGGAGACGUGCUCCGGCUGCAACGCGGCGCGCUACUGCGGAGCCUUCUGCCAGCACAAGGACUGGGAGAACCACCACCAGGUAUGCAGCGGGCGCGACCAGAAGCCCACCGCCCUGCGCACCUCGCCGCCCACCACACAGCCCUCCCUCCCGAAGCCUCUCACACGAGCUACCACACCCAGCGCCACCACCACCACGCCGCUACCAGACUCUCGCCUCUCCCUCACCACGCUGAACACUGCGGAGCGGUUGCUAGGCAACGAGAGGCCGGAGAGGAUAACACUAGCUACGCUCUCCACAGCUCAAGGGUUGAUUGGGAUAGGGAAGAAAUGACGCCUGAGUAAAGAGCCCUUUGCGAGCACCGUCAGGUUUCCAAGGAAGGUGAGGAGGUAGACUGGAGCUAGCGUCCAAAUUACUUACAUUUAUUGUACUUUGUUGAUUACUCGUUUCUGUAACUUUAUUCAGUCUUGAAGUUUAUUCAUUGAAUUCUUAAAUGCUAUAUUCUUUUGCAAGUCAAAGUCAAGCGCUGUGAUUGGUUCACAGUUAUGGUGCGAUAGUCUAUAGAUUAGUAUAGAUCAUUAUUUUAUGAACCCAGGAUAAACUUCAACGUCAAUAUGACGACAAAUUUACAGAAACAGUAAAUAAUUUAUUUACCAAAGAUUUAUUUUAAGCAG
Trichoplusia ni (cabbage looper) is the source of this 3296-nucleotide messenger RNA. RefSeq names its product protein CBFA2T3 (gene nvy). The record is from RefSeq and is a predicted model, not a curated record. Gene Ontology annotation, biological process: DNA-templated transcription; negative regulation of DNA-templated transcription. Gene Ontology annotation, molecular function: transcription corepressor activity. Gene Ontology annotation, cellular component: nucleus. The transcript is spliced from 12 exons. Lineage: Eukaryota; Metazoa; Arthropoda; Insecta; Lepidoptera; Noctuidae. Bases 1336 to 2955 code for a protein of 539 amino acids.